Dicrocoelium dendriticum is the source of this 4014-nucleotide messenger RNA. NCBI's taxonomy places the organism in Eukaryota, Metazoa, Platyhelminthes, Trematoda, Plagiorchiida, Dicrocoeliidae. The record is from the annotation of a GenBank genome assembly.
GAAUAGCGCGGUUAGUACAGAUGACAAGUAUAAACCAAACAACCGGUUAUAAAAAUUUAUCCUAUAUGCACGUGUUUUGAAAUUAUUUGCUGUUUAAUGUAUUUCUGGAUGCAAUUUGAAGCGGAUCUGCAGUAUAGGUUAAUUUUGUGAGAUUGCCGAGUGACCUAGAAAGUGGUGGCGGCCAUAGCAACAGAUGGAGGCAGCUGAUCCCCUUUCGGAAUAUCUCUAAAUGACUAUCGUUGAUAGAUGCUUUGUGCUUAUUGCUGGUAGCAUCAUUCACUGAUGACAUCAAAUGCUUCCGUUUCUGGGGGUCACACUGUUGAGCGUGUAAUCAAAAGUGUACCUCAUCCUCCUACGUAUAGGCUGACAGUGGCGGAUGUGUUUGACCACAAAGGAUAUCCACGGAUCGACAAACUCAAGCAACAGUUUAUUCUCGAGGGCCGCGUUACGGAUGAGGUUGCUUUAAAAAUAAUUCGUGGUGGAGCCUCUUUGCUCCGUGCGGAAUACACUGUCCUCAAUGUUGAUGCUCCUGUUACUGUGUGUGGGGAUAUUCACGGCCAAUUUUAUGACCUCAUGAAAUUAUUUGAAGUCAGUGGAAAUCCAGCGACUACUCGCUACCUGUUUCUCGGGGACUAUGUGGAUCGCGGAUAUUUCAGUAUUGAAUGUGUAUUAUACUUGUGGGCGUUGAAAAUUCUCUAUCCGAACACAUUUUUCCUCCUUCGCGGGAACCACGAAUGCCGCCAUUUGACAGAAUACUUCACCUUUAAACAGGAGUGUAAAAUAAAAUACACGGAAGAAGUUUACGAAGCCUGCAUGGAAGCAUUUGACUGUCUACCUUUGGCGGCCCUCAUGAAUCAACAAUUCCUUUGCGUCCACGGUGGACUUUCACCGGAGAUUCACACUGUGGAUGAUAUACGACGUAUUGAUCGCUACAAAGAACCACCUCCCUCCGGCCCUAUGUGCGAUCUUCUUUGGUCCGACCCCCUGGAAGACUUUGGAAAUGAAACGAAUCCAGAUCAUUUCUCUCACAACAGUGUUCGUGGGUGUUCGUUUUUCUUCAGUUACGCUGCUUGCUGUGAUUUCCUUCAAGCCAAUAAUUUACUGUCCAUCAUUCGGGCACACGAAGCUCAAGACACUGGCUAUCGCAUGUACCGAAAGAAUCAGGCUACCGACUUUCCGUCUUUGAUAACGAUCUUCAGCGCCCCAAAUUACCUAGACGUAUACGAAAAUAAAGCUGCCAUACUGAAGUACGAAAACAAUACAAUGAAUAUUCGGCAAUUCAAGUGCUCUCCACAUCCAUACUGGCUGCCCAAUUUUAUGGACGUUUUCACAUGGUCGCUACCGUUUGUGGGAGAAAAAGUCACCGAGAUGCUCGUGAGUGUUUUGAAGAUAUGCUCAGAUGAUGAGCUCAUGAAAGAAGGUGAUGAGCCAUUCGAUGAAAGUGCUUCGGUCGCCGCUCGGAAAGAGGUUAUCCGCAACAAAAUUCGUGCAAUCGGCAAAAUGGCACGCGUGUUCACCGUGCUGAGGGAGGAAAGUGAAUCGGUACUCGAACUUAAGGGUUUAACUCCCAAUGGAAUGCUUCCUCUUGGUGCACUCUCCGGAGGCAAGGAGUCUCUCAAAGUUGCUCUAUCUGGAAUCUCCCCCGAUGGCAAGGGAACGCGGUUUGAGCAAGCAAGGGCCAUCGAUCAGAUCAAUGAGCGCAUGCCUCCUAGGCGAGAUUCCGUUGGUGCACCACCGCCAUCACUCUCCUUCAAUGCGGCUAAAUCGUCCGGCUCCAGCUCCUUCAGUCGAACCUCUGAUCGGAGAAAUUUUCCGUCAUCUGAUUCGGCUACUACGACUUCUCGCGUGUCCACUUCACCGUUUUUCCAUCGUGGAUCCACCGGGGUGAAUCGAACUACGGUAGACCAAGGCGAUGCUGGCACGGGCAGUGGUAGUCAUCGUGCUUCAAGUAACGGUGUCGCUCCAGGUUCCAGUGUCAGGGUUUUACCCAUCUCUGGUGAUCCAUCUGUUGGCAAUAAAACUAGCCGUACACCGUUCAUCUCCACCACCAACCCCAGCAAUCCAUCUGCUUCUGCCCGCGGCUCAGGCGAAUCUGGAAGCACAACAUCGCGAACGUUUCCUGGAGGUGGCUCCAAGUGACGCUCCUCUCACCCGCUGCGCUGAUGCGGUGAAUUUUCCGUCGGCUCUCAAUGUGCCCUAUCAUUCAGGUUGCCCUUGUUUAAUCUUAACCCCUUCAUUUGUACCCCAACCUGACCUAGAUUCUGGCGACCAUUUCGCAAGUGUGUAAUGACGUGAACACACACACACACACCGUCCGGUUAAUUCGGUGCUUUCAGCAAUUGGACCGUCGUCCCACUAUCAUCUGAACGGAUUUGACGGAUCCACUUGAUCGACUCAGCUCGGCACUUCCUGGCACAGUCGCGGACUUGACUGUCCCUCCUUCCGCACUCAUACCAUGCGUUACUGUCCCUCUUCUGUCACUCGGAAAACUAAACCGAAAGUAUGGAUUAUCAAGAGCUUGUACUAGAUUUCUGUCGCUUCCAUGUCAACCUAAAUGCCAAGUGCGCCCGUUCCUAGGCAGAUAUAAAUGACUCAUUGCCUUAUUUCCUCAAGGAGCAUUCUGCUCAUUGUUUAUAUAUCUUAUCUAUUACCCUGUUAUCUUUGCUCAGUUAUCUCCCUUGCACAGCCUCGCAACUGACAAUUUGAACCUGAUUUCCUCCCCAUCCCUAAGUCGCUGCCUUUCAUUGACUUCCUUCUCUUUGUGCUUGCGAAUGUGCAUAUGUGUGUGUGCAUACUUUUUUAAUUAUCUCAUUUUACCUCUCCGGUCAGCGCAGCCAGCCAACUAUUCUGUGUUCUCCGGUUAUUCCACCAUGUCCUCGAGAUUUGUCCUCCGUUUUUAGACCGCGUUUUAUUAACCCUAUUGUCGCCACUCUGUUCCGCAAUUCAUCCAUUCACUUCUUAUCCCGAAAUCACUUGUUUUCCCUGGAGAAGUCAGCCUUAAUUUUGUGCAUCUUACAUCCAUUGUUUCGUUUCUCUCCUGCGCCUCCCGACUGACCUUUGCUUAUUUGCGACUUGUGGCAUUUUACAUGCACCUCCUCGGUAUUGCUGAACGUGACCUCAGGUGCCAAUUUGUCACCACCGUCAAACAGAUGCUUCACCACCUGCGCCAACCCCUUGACAUCCUCCUUCUCAUUAUCAUCAUCCCCGCAUUUUUUGAGUUCUCCUUUCCUAACUUCCACCGGAACUAUGUCUCUUUGACGAAAGAACUGUAGAUUACAUUGCUGUGAACCGAGAAUCACUCUUACAGUUGCUGCAUCAUCAGUGCUCUUAACCCGUUAUUUCAUUUUCAUUUGUGACGUCUCUAACUCGCUUUACUCGUCAUAACCGCAAGGGGACGACGACGUCAUUGUUCCGCCUCUAUUUUGCUUAAUUUCAUUGUACAUGAAUUGUCUUGUUCUUAUGGCCUAUGCCAUAAUACUCUCUGUCUCUCUGGGUUGAAGCAAUCCACGUUCUUGAGCACAUAACACACUGCUGGUGUUUCUAUGUCAGUUCACGCCUUAAGCAGUGUCCCCAUUACCGACGGUUGUAGUUACGGCUGCUUUCUCGGCCACGCUACUCCGCCUUUCGAUACCUUCAAUACAUGAAUUGACAGCAAAGUUUUUCGUAGCGGCAUUCGCCUAGUCGGGUUCUUCUUACUUGAGUUGUUCACCACAGGAUUACCGCUCCAGUUUUGAGCAAUCGCAGCAAUGGUCGAGAUGACUGGAGCCUACCCCCAAGCUUAACUCACGGUCCACAUUACGUUCAGUCGUCGUGAUCCGACCACAUACCGAGAGUACCCUGGGGUUGUAUCCACUGCAGACGUAUCGUACACUGACCACUUUAUUCUUCUCCCUAUUCGGUUCUAUCACUUGUUGAUGUCAUUUCUAGUUUGAUGUAGAAUCUGUGGCUCUUGCACGAGCGUAUCGAACAACCAUACUGCUGUGGGUUCCCACUCUGAGCAGAUUCCUCAUUCAC